CUUGGGAACAAAGAAUCUCGUGUGAGAAUAAGCAAACUACAGCACUGGGCACCAUGUGAUAACUCGAUUCCUCACUGCCUGCGCCCUUUUCCGCACUCCCUACCUCGCUGCCGCAGUCUGUCCGCAUACCAUACACGACACGAUGGCAGCAGUGCAUGGUCUUAUCGAUCUGAGUGGGAAGUCGCAAGCGGUAUUCCCAAUCCGCUUAGGCGCUAGCAUCACAAAGCCUUCAGACGGAACGCACUUCGCCAGUAUACGAUACAACCACAAACCUGCCUUGAAGCCAACGGAGGACGUGAAAGCAUCCAUCGGACAUGGUCCUAACGGGAACGAGCUCUUGCUGGAAGCAGGAAGCGGACGUUACGCCUAUCGCGGGGAAUAUAGGCAAGAUGUCGGGACUUUCGUGCUGGUCGAGAGAGGAGAAGGACAGGACAAGGAAAUGGUGCUGGAGAGGCUGGACGGGAUGCACACCUUCAAUCUGAUCAGUACACCUGCACAAAGCAAUGCUGCCAAGCUUGAGCAGAUGUAUCCACACCUCUCUGAAGCGCCGGCUGAGGAUGACUUAUUUGGAGAUGACGAUGAGGACUCCCCCCCAGACGCGUCGAACCCCUUCGACUAUCGCCAUUUUCUCAAAGCAGAGCUGGAGAAGCAGGAGCCGGUUGUGGAGCCCGGCCGUAGCACUUUGGGAACCCCGGUAGUGCAGCCUGUUGCACGCAGCACGCCUGGCGCCCGUGCAGUCAAGCCUGCUGCAAAGUCGAAGGCUCCCGCCAAGCGCAAAACCGCUGCGGACAAGUCGAAUACGAAGCGUGUCAAGGCAGGCCAGGAGCCGGCGACUGUACCGCCCCCUGUGAAAUCCAACCCCUCGAAAGCGAAACCGGACAUCCCAAAGGUACGCAUGGACCGCAAGGCCUCGGUGCGCAAACCAUCCAUAGACGAUUCAGGCGAACUCAUCUUGGAGAACGAGACGCCAGUAACAGAGAAGCCCCCGAGGGCAGCUGGAGCCAUGGCAUGGGCGCUCAAUGGCGCACUCAACACGGGUCCAAUCAGCCUGGCGUCUGCUGCGAGCAGUCCAGGCUUGGCCUCUCCCGCUCCAGAGAAAGGGGAGGAGGCGGAGCAAGAGGAGAUUCAAGAGUACGAAUUUGACUUUGGCGAUGGAAGCGAUGUGGAAGAUGAGGAGGACCAAAGUGAACUCGUGCUUGAAAACGGCGAUGACGAUGGCGAGCUGGUACUCGAGGACGACGAUGCCGAUAUCGAGGAGCCUCUUGAGUUACCUUCUCCGGCACAGGCUCAUAGGCCGAGCGUCAGUAAAGCCGUCGCGCCUGGUGAAGAUGAAGACGAUGAUAUUGAGAAGCAGCUGGCGCUUGCCAUGGCGGCAGACGAUGAGGAGGAAGAAAGUGAGGAAGAGUGAUGGCAGUAACACCAUGUUGGAAAAGCCUUGUUGCACGUUGCACUGCGCCGAUGCCAACUUCAUCUUGUUGAUGGCUCAUUUGGGCCAAGCUUGAGCGAAGACUUGGCGCCUCGCUGCCUCGGCGAUGUGCUUAUCCUUCCGUCUGUGGAUAUGUCUCCUUAAUGAGCACACAGAAGACGGCAACCGGUUGCGAGCUCACUCUUGACCUGCGAGAUGAUUCUGGACAUAGAGCACCAUGGCACGAGACCUCGGAAAUUCGAGCGAUGGCCCAGCUCUCGUUACAAUAUCCUGAUUGCCUGGUAGAGAGUAUCUCUUCCCACUGUCUCCGGCUCAUUGGAACAAGAUCGCCUGAAGAGAUCGUAUGGCCUUUUUACGCGGUGUUGUGCUUAUGGGGUUGAGACCGGGUUCGCCUACGGACGACCCCGUGGUCUCGAACCGCGUCUUCUACCUUGCCACACAAGAACGAGACUGUCAUGAUAGCCCUGGGUUAGCGAGAUACUAGGAGGCUCUCUUUCACGCUCGAUAGAUUGUACGGCUCGCGCAGACCGGUGCAGAAGAUUCAUUCGUGAGAGAGCGUGGCACGGACUUGACGAGCGGUCGUCAGGCUGAUCUCUCCGCAGCCUCGCCGUGAACACAGCCAUCGGAGAGACCUAGGGGCAUGGAAGUCCAGUAGGCACAUCUCUGGAGACGACCACUACCUACUUGUGCGAGCUUUCGGAGGUGUUGUUUUACAAAAUGGUGUGUAGCUCUAUUCUGUAGUGAGGUUGCCCCAUGCGAACGAAGCCUACAUAUGUUGCAACAUCAUUUGGAGAUGGGAGCAACUUAGAAAACCUGGAGCAGAGCCUAGUUUAGCUUCAUCUUCGUGAGAUAAAUUGACGAAGAACAAUUGAGAUUUGCUCAACAGCUAUCAUAUGAUGUACCUGGUAUCUAUCAUUAUUCAAUC
Messenger RNA from Sphaerulina musiva SO2202, 2351 nucleotides. RefSeq lists its product as uncharacterized. The transcript has a single exon. The coding region runs from base 143 to 1408 and encodes 421 amino acids. The record is from RefSeq and is a predicted model, not a curated record. NCBI's taxonomy places the organism in Eukaryota, Fungi, Ascomycota, Dothideomycetes, Mycosphaerellales, Mycosphaerellaceae.